Molecule: messenger RNA, 7027 nt
Organism: Venturia canescens
Lineage: Eukaryota; Metazoa; Arthropoda; Insecta; Hymenoptera; Ichneumonidae
Gene: rudimentary
Product: carbamoyl-phosphate synthetase 2, aspartate transcarbamylase, and dihydroorotase rudimentary
Exons: 25
Coding region: 44-6814 (2256 amino acids)
Biological process (GO): L-glutamine metabolic process; L-citrulline biosynthetic process; UTP biosynthetic process
Cellular component (GO): cytoplasm; cytosol
Molecular function (GO): amino acid binding; carbamoyl-phosphate synthase (glutamine-hydrolyzing) activity; aspartate carbamoyltransferase activity
Source: RefSeq, a predicted model, not a curated record
UCGCGGUAUAAGCACGUGUAUAACGUUAGAAUCGAUCCCAGUCAUGCGUAAUGAUCACGGGAACGACGCUUAUCUUUUACUCGAGAAUGGCAGCGUAUUUCCCGGCAAAAAAUUCGGCGCCCAUGUUCCCGUGGACGGCGAAGUUGUUUUCCAGACGGGUAUGGUCGGGUACCCGGAGUCCUUGACAGAUCCAUCGUACCACGCCCAGAUUCUCGUGCUGACUUACCCCUUAAUAGGGAAUUACGGUGUGCCUGGCAAAGAGAAAGACGAGAACGGAUUGUUGUGUUGGUUCGAGUCGGACAAAAUAUGGGCAGCUGGCUUGAUAGUUGGUGAGCUUUGUCAGACGCCGUCUCACUGGCGACAGACAGAGACGCUUUCGGCAUGGAUGGCGCGAGAAAAGGUGCCCGGAAUCUGCGACGUCGACACGAGAGCACUGACGAAAGUAAUCCGAGAAAAAGGGAGCAUGACCGGGAGGAUAAUUUGCCAACCUCCGCCGACGAGCUGCUCGAAUCCGUACCAGAUGACGAUGGAGGCACCGGCGAUAGACGACCCUAACCGGAGGAACCUGGUUGCCGAAGUGUCGAGAACGUCACCGAUGACCUUCAACCCCACCGGACAUCCCAAAAUAUGCGUGGUCGAUUGUGGGCUGAAAUACAAUCAACUGCGAUGUUUCCUCAAAAGAGGAGCCCGCGUCGACGUCGUGCCCUGGAACCACGACCUCGGGAGCGUCGAAUACGACGGUCUUUUCCUGAGCAACGGACCGGGCGACCCGAACAUGUGCAAAACGACGAUCGUCAACUUGAGAAAAGUUCUCGGACAAACGAAGGUCAAACCGAUCUUUGGUAUCUGCAUGGGUCACCAGUUACUCGCCUUGGCUGCAGGGUGCCAAAGCUACAAAUUAGCCUACGGUAACCGUGGGCACAAUCAGCCAGUGAUCCAUCACAGCACGAAACGUUGUUACAUGACGUCCCAGAACCAUGGAUUCGCGAUCGACUCCACGAAGUUGCCAGACGGUUGGGAGGAGUUGUUCACCAACGCGAACGACGGAAGCAACGAGGGAAUCGUCCACAAGACUCUCCCCUAUUUCUCGGUUCAAUUCCACCCCGAGCACACGGCAGGACCCGAAGACCUCGAGUGCCUUUUCGACGUAUUUCUUCAAACGAUUGAGACUCGGACGACGAGCAAGAGCGUAACGAUGAAGCAGAGACUCGACGAAGCGUUGAUCUACAGGCCGAUCGGUUCGUCCAAUGAUACGAGACCGAGGAAAGUUCUGAUCCUCGGCUCCGGGGGCCUCAGCAUUGGACAAGCCGGAGAAUUCGACUAUUCUGGAUCGCAAGCUAUCAAAGCGCUUCAGGAAGAAAACAUUCAAACCGUUUUGAUCAAUCCGAACAUCGCUACUGUUCAAACUUCCAAGGGCAUGGCAGACAAAGUUUACUUUCUUCCAAUUAUUCCACAGUACGUCGAAGAGGUGAUAAGGUCGGAGCGACCGGACGGAGUGUUACUGACCUUCGGUGGCCAAACAGCUCUCAAUUGCGGAGUGGAGCUCGAGCAGAGAGGCGUUUUUAAGGAGUACCAGGUGAAAAUUUUGGGAACGCCCAUUCAGUCGAUCAUUGACACGGAGGAUCGGAAAAUUUUUGCCGAAAGAAUCAGUACGAUCAACGAAAAAGUUGCUCCCAGCGCGGCUGUCUACUCGAUUCAGGAGGCUCUGGAAGCGGCAGAAAAGUUGGGAUACCCGGUAAUGGCCCGAGCAGCUUUUUCCCUCGGCGGUUUGGGCUCAGGUUUCGCGAACACGAAAGAAGAGCUCAAGACGUUGGCGCAGCAGGCGUUGGCUCAUUCUAGUCAGUUGAUAAUAGACAAAUCGUUGAAAGGGUGGAAGGAAGUUGAGUACGAAGUGGUGAGAGACGCCUUCGACAAUUGCAUAACGGUGUGCAACAUGGAGAACGUGGAUCCACUGGGAAUUCACACGGGGGAAUCGAUCGUGGUUGCACCGAGCCAGACUCUCUCGAACCGGGAGUACAACAUGCUCAGAACCGCUGCCAUCAAAGUUAUUCGACACUUUGGAAUAGUCGGCGAGUGCAACAUUCAGUACGCUCUAAAUCCCUUCUCCGAGGAGUAUUACAUCAUCGAAGUGAACGCGAGGUUGUCGAGGAGCUCGGCACUGGCGAGCAAAGCGACGGGAUAUCCGUUGGCUUACGUCGCCGCGAAACUCGCCCUGGAAAUUCCGUUGCCUCGGAUCAACAACUCCGUCACUGGAAAAACUACCGCCUGCUUCGAACCCAGCCUCGAUUAUUGUGUCGUCAAAAUACCGCGAUGGGAUCUGAGCAAAUUCCAACGCGUCAGCACGAAGAUCGGAAGUUCGAUGAAGAGCGUCGGCGAGGUGAUGGCGAUCGGCAGGAAGUUCGAGGAAGCGUUUCAAAAAGCCCUGCGAAUGGUGGACGACAACGUGACAGGAUUCGAUCCCUACGCGAAGGCGGUGAACGAAGAGGAGCUGGAAAAGCCAACUGACAAGAGAAUGUUCGUUCUCGCAGCUUCGAUAAAAGCCGGCUACACGGUCGACCGCCUCUACGAGCUGACGAAAAUCGACCGGUGGUUCCUCGAGAAAAUGAAAAACAUUAUCGAGUAUUACACCCUUUUGGAAAAUCUCGGAUUGGCCAGGCUCACACCCGCCGUGCUCCUCGGCGCCAAACAAUUCGGCUUUUCCGACAAACAAAUCGCCGGCGCUGUCAAAGGCGCCAUACUCGAUGUACGCAAGCAACGGAGGGAGAGCAACAUUCACCCUUUUGUUAAACAAAUCGACACGGUCGCUGCCGAAUGGCCGGCAACCACGAACUAUUUGUAUUUGACUUACAGUGGCUCGACUCACGACAUCGAAUUCCCUGGAACUUACACGAUGGUCAUCGGUUCGGGUGUCUAUCGCAUCGGAAGUUCCGUCGAAUUUGAUUGGUGCGCUGUGAGCUGCCUCCGCGAACUGCGCAAUCUGGGACGCAAGACAAUAAUGGUUAAUUACAAUCCAGAAACCGUCAGCACCGAUUACGACAUGUCCGAUCGUCUCUACUUUGAAGAAAUUUCUUUCGAAGUUGUAAUGGACAUUUACCAGCUCGAAAAUCCCGUGGGCAUCAUACUCUCCAUGGGAGGUCAAUUGCCCAAUAACAUUGCCAUGGAUCUCCACAAACAACAAGCCAAAAUCCUUGGCACUUCUCCAAUCAAUAUCGACGAAGCUGAGGAUCGAUUCAAAUUCUCAAGGACUCUGGAUCGCAUCGAAGUCUCACAGCCACGAUGGAAAAAAUUGACGGACUUGAAAUCAGCGAUAGAAUUUUGUGAAGAAGUGGGUUACCCGUGCUUGGUGAGACCAUCGUACGUUUUGAGUGGGGCCGCGAUGAACGUGGCACAUUCGGCCCAGGACCUGGAAUCGUAUUUGAAGAAUGCCAGUGACGUCAGUAACGAGCAUCCGGUUGUCAUUUCGAAAUUCAUCCUCGAAGCAAAAGAGAUCGAUGUGGACGCGGUUGCCUAUCAGGGCGUCAUAUUCUGCAUGGCUAUUUCGGAACACGUUGAAAACGCUGGUGUUCACUCGGGCGAUGCGACCCUCGUCACUCCACCGCAGGAUAUAAAUCCCGAAACACUCGCCAAAAUACAAAGCAUCACGAAAGCGAUUGCACUUGCCCUCGACGUCACGGGGCCAUUCAACAUGCAAUUGAUCGCUAAAGACAACGAGCUGAAGGUCAUCGAGUGCAACGUCCGAGUCUCUCGGUCUUUCCCAUUCGUCUCAAAGACCCUGGACCACGAUUUCGUGGCGAUGGCGACUCGUCUCAUAGUCGGCGACACCGUUGACCCCGUCGACAUACUUCGCGGAUGCGGAAAAGUCGGAGUCAAAGUUCCGCAAUUUUCUUUCUCACGGCUGGCUGGGGCCGAUGUCAUGUUGGGCGUCGAAAUGGCGUCGACCGGUGAAGUCGCUUGUUUCGGUGACAACAGGUACGAAGCUUAUUUGAAGGGGAUGAUGAGCACCGGUUUCCACAUACCGGAGAAAGGAAUUCUCCUCUCAAUUGGCAGUUUCAAGCACAAAAUGGAGUUGCUACCUUCCAUCGAGAACCUUUACAAAAUGGGCUACAAGUUGUACGCGAGCAUGGGAACGGCAGAUUUCUACACGGAGCACGGCGUUGCGGUUGAGCCAGUAGAAUGGACGUUCGAGAACAUCGAAAAUGUGAACGAAGAUUCGAGUACCAACGAACUUCGGCACCUCGCUGAUUUCCUGUCGAAAAAGCACUUCGAUCUGGUCAUUAAUCUUCCGAUGCGAAACGGAGGAGCGAGAAGGGUAUCGAAUUUCAUGACGCAUGGUUAUCGUACAAGGAGGCUUGCCGUUGAUUAUUCCGUGCCACUUGUGACUGACGUCAAAUGCGCCAAACUUUUGGUCGAUGCGAUAAGCAAGCUGGGAGGCAAAACGCCUCCGAUGAAAACGCACGCCGAUUGCAUGUCUUCGCGAAAGCUCCUCAAACUGCCCGGCUUCAUCGACGUCCACGUUCAUACUCGCGAUCCUGGAGCCACCGAGAAAGAGGAUUAUGCGUCUUGCACAGCAGCAGCUCUCGCCGGAGGUGUUACAGCGAUAUUCGCGAUGCCGAACACGAAUCCUGCUGUGGUCGAUAGUCAGUCGUUUGCUCAAGCGAAAGAGCGAGCCGUAGCUGGUGCGAGGUGCGAUUACGCAAUUUUCGUCGGUGCAUCAUCGGACAAUUGGAACGUAGCUCCGGAGUUAGCCCCCCUGGCUGCGGGCCUUAAGAUGUAUUUGAACGAGACAUUCACGACUCUGCGACUGAACGACGUCAGUGUUUGGAUGAAGCACCUCGAAACGUGGCCGAAAAAAUACCCGGUGUGCGUUCACGCCGAGGGUCAAACGACCGGAAACGUGAUUCUCCUGGCGAGCUGUCACAACCGAUCUGUGCACGUGUGUCACGUGGCACGAAAGGAAGAAAUAUUGAUAAUUCGAGCAGCGAAAGAAAAGGGUCUUGCUGUAACCUGCGAAGUUUCGCCACAUCACCUUUUCCUGAAUCAAACCGACCUUGAGAGAAUCGGUUACGGGAAAGGUCAAGUGCGACCGAUUUUAGGAACGCCCGAAGACCAGCAGGCGCUUUGGGACAACAUGGACAUCAUCGACUGCUUCGCGACGGACCACGCACCGCACACCGUCGAAGAGAAAACCAGCGAGAAACCUCCCCCCGGUUUUCCCGGACUCGAGACCGUUCUGCCGCUGCUUCUGAACGCCGUUCACGAAGGGAAAUUGUCACUGAAGGAUUUGGUCGACAAAUUCCACAAAAAUCCGAAACGGAUUUUCAGCCUACCGGAGCAACCGAAUACCUACGUCGAGGUGGAUUUGGAGAACGAAUGGGUGAUACCGGAGGCUCUGCCGUUCACGAAGUCGAAGUGGACGCCGUUCGCUGGAACGAAGGUCAGGGGCUCGGUUCACAGGGUCGUGCUCAGGGGCGAAGUCGCUUUCAUCGACGGCCAGGUUCUCGUUAAUCCAGGUUUCGGUCAGGAUCUGAGGGAGGUUCAAGCGAAUUUGAGCAGCCAAACGAUUCUUCUUCCCUUGCCAUCGGUCGACGUCAGCGCCGUUCCGCUUUCCGUUUUCGAGGGACUCAUUUCGCCAAAUUAUGAAAAAAGACCGCCGGAUGCAGCCCACGAAGAGCACAACGAAUUGCACAACAAUUUGCUCCAAAUCGGAACGAAGCCGGCUUCCCACCCGUCUCCGGACGUCGAUCCACGAAAUUAUUCCGCCAAACUCGCAGCUCUUCCGAACUGCCUUUCUCCCGUGUCGUCGAGCAUCGUCACGGCUUACAAAACCGAAAACAGUGCUCAUCUCUGCGCCCCGAUCGCUCCGCCACUUCCGCGGAUUCAUCCCAGUCGCAGCAUCUACGGAAGGCACAUUCUCUCCGUUGACAUGUUCAGCAAGGAACAGUUACACGAUAUGUUCAACCUCGCUCACACCUUCCGCGCUGACGUCACCAACAAGAGGCCUGUCCAUCACAUCUUGGCGGGAAGAGAAUUGAUGUCGAUAUUCUUCGAGAACAGCACACGAACAUCCUGCAGUUUUACGGUCGCGAUGCAUCGACUCGGCGGAACCGUCACGGUCGUUGACGUGUCUAAGUCUUCGAUCAAAAAGGGAGAAACUCUCGAAGAUACGAUAGCAGUGAUGGCCAGUUAUGGGGAUGCUGUGGUCGUGCGACACCCGGAGCCAGGUGCAGUCGAACGCGCAGCUCAACACUGUCGAGUCCCGAUGAUAAACGGAGGUGACGGAGUUGGCGAACACCCGACCCAAGCCCUCCUCGAUAUUUUUACAAUCAGAGAAGAGAUCGGCACCGUGAAUGGUUUGACGAUAACGAUGGUCGGAGAUCUGAAGCACGGAAGAACGGUUCAUUCGCUCGCGAGAUUGCUGACUCUGUACAACGUUCAAUUGCGAUACGUCAGCCCCCCUGAACUCGGAAUGCCUGAUCACAUAAUCAGUUACGUAACCAAGCGCGGAAUACGGCAGAAAAAGAUUGCUAGCCUCGAAGAGGUUCUUCCUGAAACGGACGUUUUGUACAUGACCCGAAUUCAACGCGAGCGAUUCACCACUCAAGAAGAAUAUGACAAGGCCUGCGGUCACUUCGUAGUGACACCUCAGCUCAUGACACGAGCCAAAAGGAAAAUGGUCGUGAUGCAUCCUUUGCCAAGAGUAUUCGAAAUAAGUCCUGAAUUCGACACGGACCCAAGAGCCGCCUAUUUCCGGCAGGCCGAGUACGGCGUGUACGUCAGAAUGGCGCUUCUUUUCAUGGUGCUUGGAAACGCCUGAAACUCUUGCCAAACAGCCAGGAACAAAGCGCUUUCUUUACGGGUUACCACUUACUUUCGAUUUUAUGUAAUCAGACAUUCCGGUCGAAUAUUUUGAAGCAGGCACACAAGUAAGAUCUAUUUUACGAUUAUAAAAUCGUUAAUCCUUGUAAACGAUUUUAUUGAUGUUUUUCAAAGUCAUUUCUCCAAAUAAAAGCUUUUAAAUAUUGGAAAA